Orbilia oligospora ATCC 24927 is the source of this 315-nucleotide messenger RNA. RefSeq lists its product as uncharacterized. Gene Ontology annotation, molecular function: ATP binding; metal ion binding; protein folding chaperone. The coding region runs from base 1 to 315 and encodes 104 amino acids. Lineage: Eukaryota; Fungi; Ascomycota; Orbiliomycetes; Orbiliales; Orbiliaceae. The transcript is spliced from 3 exons. Gene Ontology annotation, cellular component: mitochondrial matrix. The record is from RefSeq and is a predicted model, not a curated record.
AUGGCCACCUCCAUCCGAGCAAUCAAAUCCCUUUCCCCUCUCCUGGACCGUAUCCUCGUCCAGCGAAUCCGCGCCGAAACAAAAACCGCCUCGGGAAUCUUCCUCCCGGAAUCAUCGGUCGAAAAGCUUUCCGAAGCUAAGGUUCUCGCCGUUGGACCAGGUGGAUUCGAUAGAGAUGGAAAGAGACUGGAGGUUAGCGUCAAGCCCGGUGAUAGAGUAUUGAUCCCACAGUUUGGAGGAAGUCCUGUUAAGGUUGGUGAUGAGGAGUAUGCAUUGUUCAGGGAUCAUGAAUUGCUGGCCAAGAUUAACGAGUAA